AUGAUAGCUUUCGACUUGAAUGCAAAGGAAACCCAUUAUCUCAAAAGAGAACUAGUGACACAGGAGAUUCAUAUUGAAUUGGAUAAACUGACACAGAGUGCAAGUUUCAAGACACUUUUGGACCAAGAUACAGACCUGAACGACUCCGAUUUGCCGUUCUUGCGCUACAUCUUUAAAAACUUUGUUCUGGAGUUUCCAUUUUUGAAGAAGGAGCAAGAUGACAAGUUCUGGGGCAAAUGCGAGACUUUCCUAACUGAAUUCCAGAAGAAAAGGAUUGGUUCCUCCGACAAGAAUGAGGUAUCGCAGAGAAAGAAAAUGGAAUACAAGGUGGAAAAGAUGAUUGUCAUUUUGCUGGGAGCUGCUAUCCAGACUGUGCAAGGAAAGGAAGAAGGUAUUAAAGUCGAUGCUCAGAUGCUGAACCAAAGCAAGACCGCUGAAAACCAAGCGUCUGUCAACAAACUUAGCCGGGACUUGGCCGACUUGGAAAACGAGGAUACCUACAUGCAGUGGGUUGGCACCAAUGGUCUUGACAUCAAUAUUGUCACUGUGCGAGAAGUAGGAGAAAAGCGUACUCUUCGUGGUGAGAAGCCCCACGCAGAGUUCAUUAUCCAAACCUACUUUGAAGAUAGUGAAGAUCCCAAUCUUCCCAUCUAUGUUGCCAAACGUCAUGGCCAGUUCCGCCAACUGCACGAUGAUUUGAAGAAGAAGUUCCCCACCAUUGACGUUCCAAAUGUAGCUCCCAAAUCUCGGGACUCAGAGAAAGGAAAGCACGCCCUCAGAGAAAAAGAUCGCUUAUCACUCAGAGCUUUUCUUCAUCGUAUCGCCAUUAACACAAGAUUAGCCGACAGCGACGUCUUCCACGACUUUUUGAGCACUGACCCCAUUACAUUGACUGAAGAAGAACGACAGGAUAUGGAGAACAGAAAGAACAUAGACCGCAUCCGAGCUGAAGAGGAAAAGCGAUUCCGACAAGAGGUCGAUAAGCAAGUCGAACAGCUUAAUGAACAACUUGAAACUUUGAAGCAACAAGUCAUUGCACCUGGUGGUCUCAUCAGUCUUUUCAACGAAAUCAAGAAGGCAGACCAAUUGAGAGAUCUACCUGAUUCUCUACAACGUGCGUUUGAGUGGGGAAAGAUCAAUUUUGCGUUUGUCUUGCACACCUACUUUGUGACCUCCGACGCUGCAGCUGAAAAUUUAAUGAAUCUGAAACGCACGCAUGGUCUCAUCCCAUACAAGACGCUCCGAACCGUCCUCAAGAUUUCCAAUCCUAUGGCUAUGGUCAAGGGUGUGCUUGAUUUAUUCAUGGCCCAACCAUUUGGCGGACGCAGCUUGUUUCAACGCAUCAUCAUGGCUAGUCUUAUGGAGGAAGCAAAGGAGGCGCAAAAGAACAUCGAAAACGUGGAAAAGAUCAUCGAUGAUCCUGGUCUCUGCAAGAAGAUCUACAACUCAGUGUACCAAGAGAAUGAGAUUGCUGUUGAAAUUGAAGAAAAUGAUGAACUUUCUCCUAUUAUGAAGACACUUAGUCUGUUACAAAAUGCCGACAUCGAGCCUUCUUUGACGGCUGAACAAAUCACCAAGGUUGCAUUUGCUACACAAAAGAAGAACUCGCAAUCCCGCCGUCUCGUUAAGCGACUGCACCAACUCUAUGUUUUGUAUAUGCGAAAGCGUGAUCAGGAGAUGUUGACUGAACUUGUCUUCCAGGGCAAUACAGGUGAUCUGUUGAAGGAUAUCUUUGCCAUCUUUUACCAGCCUCUUGCCCAGGUGUAUAAGGCUGCCAAUAUCGGAGACUCCAUCAUUGAACUUGCUGCCUUUAUUGACGAUUUGAUCGCUUUUGUUGAACAAAUCGAUGUUGAUGAUGUUAGAAACACUGUACAGCCUUUCAUACAACUCAUUGACAAGCACGAGCAAAACUUCUAUCGCUUCGUCCAUAGUGUCCAUUCCCAAGACACCACUCAUCUUUUCGAUGACCUGUUGUCGUACAUUGACAAGCUGUUCUCCACCAUGUCUACCGGACUGCCCGGCAAGGUCGAUAUGGCUAAGCUGGUUGAAGAAAACCUGAAUGAAGAACAAUACGCACAGCUUAAGGUUGAAAUCAACAAACUGUGUGAUUAUCACUUGCAGCGAAAGAUCAGACACUUGGAACGCACACGUAGAAAGGUGCUGGAAGGCACUGGGCUCAAGGAUGAAUUGGCCGUUGAUGCCGAUGUCAAUAUCAUGGAUCUCGCCAAAGAGAAUAAUGGCCUGGGCAUGAUUCAAGAUAUGGAGGAACUGGAAUUCCUAAGCGACAGUGAGAUGAGUGAAGAUGAGGAAGAGCAAGAACUAUAUAGCAGCGAUGACUCGGCUGAUGAGGAAGAAGAUGAGGCCACUCGUCUGCGCAAAGAGCAACAGAGACAGCAGAAACUCGACGAUGAAAGCGCAGUGCCUCCACCGAAAUUGACUAUUAUCCCUAAUCUCACCCCAGCUUUCAUUCGUUCCGUCGCUACCUUUAUGGCAUAAUACUCUUCUCUCAUCAUCUCCAUUAUGCACAAUAUAAUACCCUCUAUCAAUUCAAUUCAAUUCCAUCAAAUCAAUUUCAAGCGUAUAAAUAUAUAUUUUGUAACAAAAAAAAAUUAUAUUCAAUCAGACAGCCUACUGCGGCCAUGGAGACAUGUGUCAGAUAUUUGCUAUGUACAUAAGCGAGUUGCGAAAGGGAUGGGGAAGGAACUAGAGAUAUGCAAUAUACUAAAGAGAAUAAGUAGGAUAGGGGCGUGGGAGAUUAAGCUACGAGAAAGGUACGACAGCCCAUCGUUAAGAACGUAAUAUGAAUGGAAAAAACUAU
This is a messenger RNA of Umbelopsis ramanniana AG, 2818 nucleotides long. RefSeq lists its product as uncharacterized. The transcript is spliced from 7 exons. Gene Ontology annotation, molecular function: phosphatidylinositol binding. NCBI's taxonomy places the organism in Eukaryota, Fungi, Mucoromycota, Umbelopsidomycetes, Umbelopsidales, Umbelopsidaceae. Bases 1 to 2496 code for a protein of 831 amino acids. The record is from RefSeq and is a predicted model, not a curated record.